This is a messenger RNA of Amphiprion ocellaris (clown anemonefish), 2695 nucleotides long. RefSeq names its product actin maturation protease (gene actmap). The record is from RefSeq and is a predicted model, not a curated record. The transcript has 7 exons. The coding region runs from base 657 to 1565 and encodes 302 amino acids. Lineage: Eukaryota; Metazoa; Chordata; Actinopteri; Pomacentridae.
ACCGCUACAUACUUUUUGCAAUUCGAUAGUGGCUGUUAAAUAAUUUUCCACCGUAGUUUUUAGCUAGGACUUCACUUUGGUUCUACAUCACGACAUUUUGAUAUUUGCGAGGAAAAACUACCAUAGAGAUAAUACUGACAGCUCUGGUUACAGAAUGUUCCGUAACACCUGCUCUUGCUAGCUAAACGUUAUUUUAUUGUGCUUUAUAGUCGUAUAAAGCGUUUUUGCUUCAUGCCUGUGCAGUUGAUUGAUUUGAUUGCGUCUUAAAUUUCUUGGCGUUAGUAAAUGCGUUGGAGGGCGGUGUGAGACUUUACUGUUGGUGUUUGAUCCAACAAUGCACGAAGAAGAAGGAGACGAAGAAGAAGAAGAAGAAGAAGAAGAAGAGAGCGAGGAUACUUCCAAAUACGGGAAGGGGACAGCGGUGCUUUUAGAUCGGUCUGGUAGUGUAAAAAAUUAGUUCAGGUUCGGUGUACAAAACACAACAAGAAAAUCAGUUUUAAUCGAUAACAGGAAGACAUUUCUUAACCUUGGUUUCCACACAAACAGCAUUCAGCAUCGAGUUAAGACAAUUUAACUCAUUUUCGACCCACAGCCACUAGCGAGGUUGUGACAGAGCAGUGGGAGUGAGCGGAAGGUGGGCAGAAUAAGCAACUCAGAUGUCAGUGGAGAGUCCCUUGUCACCUCCUCCUCCUCCUCCUUUACCUGCAUCCUGUCCACCGAUUCCUACAGCUUCAGCAGCAAAGAAGAAGCUGUAUCAGGUGCUAGCCAGCGACAGGACUGCUGUAGAGGGGAAUCACACAGAGGCCCGCUUGCUGCUCGGUCACAGGGAGAGCAGUUUUAGGAAGGACCUGCAGUGGAUACUUGUGAACACAUAUGUGCCUUCCCUCAUCCAAGAUGGUCCACAGUGUGGCCUGGUGGCUUUGUGGAUGGCUGCUCAACUCCGGCAGCCACAGCUGAGUGUUGAUAUGGACGCUGUGGUUCAGACGGCGCUGAGCCGAGGAUACACUGCUCAGGGUGAAAUGUUUUCAGCUGAAAACAUGGCCCUGCUGGCAGAAGAGGUUUGUGGCUGUAAGGCUGAACCGCUCUCUGGAGGUUUGGGAGGUAAUAACGCUGCAGCUGUCAUCACACACCUGUGGGGGAGGCAGCCUGUCCUCAUCCCGUAUGAUGAGGACUUCAACCAUGAGCCAUGUCAGCGUGGCGGCAAUAGAGCACACUGGGCGGUCGCGUCGGGUGUUCUCCUGGGUGUGGACCAGGGCACUGUGAGCAGAGAUCACACCCAGCCUGAUCCCACUCUGCCCUGGCUCUGCCUCGCCGCUGACAGCUGCUCACCCUGUCCUGUCAUCACCACGGCAGCCAAAGAGGUUUACAUCCUGGCUAAGCAGGGCAAAAGCCUGCGCUACCAGCUGUGGACAUGGGACAGCGUGGUUCAGAGCAACGAGCAGCUGAGGGACAUGGACCCUCAGAAAGCGAACGACGGCACCCGUUAUGUGCUCCCUCUGGGCGGGGUGGAGGCUGGACUGGCUGGACAGGCGGUGUUGCUCCACACAAGGACGCAGAAGCAGUGAGGCCGCUCAGAUCAGCAGAACCCAGCAGAUCUGUUGAAUGACAGCUCGCUGAGCUCUGGCGGUGCAGUGUGACCCAUUUAAAGUCGGGCGUUUAAAUGGGUUCAAGUUUUUGAAUCAAUCCAAAAGGGCUUCACAAUACAGUAAUGACACUGUGGGCACUUUGUGGAUCCUUAGGGAAGCCAUGUGAAAGUCUGAAAAGGUAUACAUCAUUAAGGUGAAUUAGCUGUAGCUUUAAAUGUGCAGAAGUCAAGAUUUUGAACAUUCAUAUGGCAUUAAUGUUACAGCAAACAAUGAUCUGCUAUGCAAAUAUAUAGUGAAGUAAUGGCAUCUUCUGCCUCCUCUGGAUGUGUUAUAAUCUGAAUUUCUCUGUUCUGUUCUGUAGCUGGUCCAGUUAUGUGUGCAUAUUGGUGUAUUUGAGUCCCUCUCAUCUUUGAAAAUGUUUUCCCUCCUCGUGUUUAUACACCAACUGAGAGUGAAAAGUAUUUUAUUUAUCCUCUGUACCUUAUUUCUGUGCACAGCUCAGUGAGUCUCUGCUCAGCUACUCGUUUUCCAUUCAUGACUGUUCUGCUUCAGUCUUUGUGUGUUUGUUUCCAUGCAAAGACUGGAACAGACACAAGCACAAAGAAGGAAAACCCAACUCAACAUUUCAAUUUAUUUAAUUUUUUUUUGUUGUUCUGGUUGUAAAUGACAGUAAAGAGGGAUUUUUAACCGACAUGUUCAUUUGUUUUGGUCUGAGAUGUUGGUGCUCUAAUAAUAUCCGAAGGUACUGAAGGCUGCGUCUUUAUUAGUUUGAGUUGUAUUAGUUCUUUGCAGCCAAAAUAAUACGGAGGAACAAAUUACCUAAAAUAACUGACCACAUUGCUGCACUAGUAUAAUGGAAAAUCUAUCUUGAAGUACUAUUUUUGAGGGCUAAACCAUUAACAUAAGUUUAUAUCCAGUUGUUGGUGCUAUAACUGCAUUUUCAAGAAAUACACCAUCACCUCAGUGUCCAGGAAGAUUUCAAUACACAGUUAUUCAUGUAUUUCUACAUCUACAUUUUUAUGUUGUAGCUUUAAUUCACUGCCUGUAUGAAAUGUAUGAUCUGGUUGUGUUUGAAAAGCCUGAGAAAAUAAAACAAACUCUUAUUUUCA